CGCACAAACGCCCGAGUAUGCUGUAGAUAACUACCUCUAGCAUAAAGCCUAGCGAGUGCAGCUCAUUAAAGCAAACAAACCGAGACCGUACUUUUCCUCCCCAGUCCGAGAACAAUAGGCCGCGUAGCCUGGCGUCCACCUGGUCAUAACUGGGCCCCAUAUCGUCGGCAGAUCUCAGAACUCUGCCAGCAUGACUUCCCUCCUGAGAGGGCCCUCGGCAAUGGCGCAAGGGGGACGCCUCAAUCAAACAUCAUUUAAGGCAGGCACCUCUCCGGAACUUGCAGUCACAAACAAGCCGACCCAAGACUCCUAUCUUCAAGACCGAUCCAACAAGCGAGUGGAAUUUGACAACCUCGAAAGCAAUACCAGCGAGAGGACCGAGUGGGAGGAGAGAUACUUCAAACCACGGCGCUCAGAUACGAUUUUCUCAAGCUUCUCUAACGCCUCAACAGUAACCAACACCACCGAGCCAGACCCCUUAACUCCAGCCACUGCCUCCUUCGAAAUAACGAACCCUUUCCAGUAUCCUUCGUCGCCUUCGUUGAUGGAAUCCCGAUGUGGCUCACCCGCUCCAAUGACAUUCCAUGCUGGGACAUAUUUCAGAUCGGAAGAAGGACUGGAUAGUCAUCCUGUGGAUAUGACGACAGCAAACUUCACUGAUGAAGGCUCAUCGUCGCCAAGGCAUAUUAUCUUGCCGAACUUGAAUGCGAGACGAACAUUCCGAGAACAGGACACGCUCAGAAAGAACCUGCAAGACCCAGCCCGACAUCUGCCCAAGUGGAGGAGCAAAGACAGUAUGAGCAAACAUGCGGUGUUCCAGGUCGGCCCGCCUUCUGACGCCACGCAUCCUGAGAAGCCGCUGGUCAGCCAGAUCACUGCAGGACUACGGGCGAAGUCCGCAGGUGAUCCAAAUAUCCUCAUGCCGGUCCGCCCAAAGGAGGAGUCUGAAUCACUGGUACCAGCUGCAAAGACAUCCCGCAAUCUCAAUUUACCAGACCUCCAAGGCAUGCAAAUUGAUGAAACGUCUGGAGACGUGAGGGCAGAUGCGACACAAGAAUCAGUUCCGCAAGACGUCGACACCCCCACGUCCGGGAACGGCUCAUCCCCCGAAGGACUUUCGCCGUUGAUUAUGACUCCUGGUCUCGAUGACCCAGAAGACAUUGAGACUUGCCCGAUCCACAUCUUGGACGCUGGUCUCAUCCAAGACGUCUGUGAACAGAUUCUCAGGCAAGCGUUCGAUACAGAGUACGACGACAUUGCGCAUACCGAUGCAGCUGGUGAGGCGUACAACACCGUUAGUUACUGCCUGGAUGAGCUGUCAAGAAUUCUUCCGGAUGAGAGUCUGUUCAGCUCCACCAUAUGCAUCCAGGAGCUACCUCGCGGAGCGGGCCACAUUGCGCCGGCCCAGCAAGAAGGAAGUGGCUCAAGCUCUGGAACAGGCCGUCGUGGGGGGUGGAACAAUGGGUCGCAGAAGAGACCGAACGACGACGGUAACGGGUACCCCAGCAGAGGGCCUGAAGACGGUUCUGGUCCCGGAGAUCGAGGUCUCGACGGGGGCGGUAACGAUGGCGGGAACAAGAGAGCGCGUAUAACGACCGAAUUGGGAAAUCAGGGGUUAAGCUGUCCGUUCCGCAAAAGAAAUCCCGAGAGAUUUAACAUCCGUGACCAUCAACAAUGUGCUGUUCGUCCAUUCGACAACAUAUAUGAACUGAAACGCCAUAUCAAGAAUCUCCAUAAGCAGAAAACUGGCUCUGCCUACCAUUGCCCUAGAUGCAAAGAGGACAUGCGGUCGCGUGAAGCAGUGCAAGCGCAUCUUGCGGUUCCGAGAGACAGCAUAUGCAGCCCGCAAGAGGGAAUUGCGAGUCGAAAUCCGGAGGAUGGCAUCACGGAUCGACAUGAAUUUUUGCUGAAUAACCGGAAGGCAGAUGGCAAGAUUGAUAACUGGCAAGAUCUCUGGCACAACUUGUUCGGUUUAGACGAAGAGGUUCCGGAUCCCGAUUUUGAGCCUCCAGUCGAGCGCGAGGAGUUUUACAGAGAUUUGCAGAACGCUCGCCCACAACUCAAGGACGCCCUAACCUCGAACGAGGAGCUGAGACGAUUCGGCAACCAACGGUCCGAGGGAUACCACGUGGAGCAACUGGUUGACAUUUUUUACAACCAUAUUGGCAAAGUCUUUGACAGCUCCCGUCGCCAGCCGAUGAACAUAUCCCGCCGCCAGAGAGUUGGUAAACGCACCCCGAGGGUUGAACCCUCGAAUUCGGCAAGUCCAAUAAGCCCAGUGACCCAGAAACCGGCCCGAAGACUGGAUCAACUCGCAGUCCCGAGGCAGAUGGUCAGGAAACGGCUCAUCAACGGCGACAGUAACGGAGGCAGCCUAGCUUCUUCUCUUGAGACGAUUAACAGCGCCGAGUCGUGGGCGAAUGUCGGCCAGGCCGAGAUGGUGACGAGGGCAGCUCCAGGCAUAGAUAGUUCGGGGAGCGUGCAAUCGCGCCAGGCACAGGUUGCGCAGACAGGUGUAGGUGUGGGCGUAUCACCCUCGAGUUUUCGACAGGCUCGACAACAUGAUCUCUUUGUAACUCCGAGCCCAGUUACUCCCCCAACCCCCAUCAACCCUCAGGUCGGCUUUGGUGCUUACGGCAAUGAGGUCGUUGACCUGAGCCAGCCAGCUCAACCUACACGGUUUCACCAUGGUCGACAGGAUCUGGUAGAUUCGGGGAUCGAGAUGGUGAAUUAUUGUCGUCCCACCCAAGACAUGAACGGAUUGAGUGAUAACCGUCGCGCCGAGGCCAGAGGAAUGUUCGGACCGUCGCCACAGCCGCAGCAACACAGGCCUGCAGAGAUGAACUUUGGGGGACCCCUACCUCAGCAUCUGGCUUAUCAGCAACAGCCAGGACAUAUGGAGCUGGCCAGCCCCGAUGAUGCUCAAAUGAUGAUGGGAGGGAUGUACGCGUCAACCUUUGACUGGGAUUUGAAUGGUGGUGGGAUGGACCUGUUUCCCCAACAGUAUCAGGGGAACCCUUCAAAUCUUUGA
Neurospora crassa OR74A is the source of this 3031-nucleotide messenger RNA. RefSeq lists its product as hypothetical. Lineage: Eukaryota; Fungi; Ascomycota; Sordariomycetes; Sordariales; Sordariaceae. The coding region runs from base 191 to 3031 and encodes 946 amino acids. The transcript has 3 exons. The record is from RefSeq and is a predicted model, not a curated record.